GGGAGACCGCGCCGCCAUAUUCACUCCGGCCCGCGGCCUGCGGCGCAGCCAGCAUGAGUACCGCCACCUUCCACAUCUCCAGCCUGCUGGAGAAGAUGACGUCCAGCGACAAGGACUUCAGGUUCAUGGCCACCAGUGACCUGAUGUCAGAGCUGCAGAAGGACUCAAUCCAACUGGAUGAAGAAAGUGAGCGCAAGGUGGUGCGGACACUGCUGAGGCUGCUGGAGGACAGGAGCGGUGAGGUGCAGAACCUGGCUGUCAAGUGUUUGGGUCCCCUGGUGUGCAAAGUGAAGGAGUACCAGGUGGAGAUCAUUGUGGAUACCCUCUGUGCCAACAUGCGAUCAGACAAGGAACAGCUCCGGGACAUCGCCGGCAUUGGCCUUAAGACAGUUCUCUCAGAGCUGCCUCCCGCAGCCACAGGCUCAGGGCUGGCCAUUAAUGUGUGCCGCAAGAUCACAGGUCAGCUCACCAGUGCCAUCGCCCAGCAGGAGGAUGUGGCUGUACAGCUGGAAGCCCUGGACAUCCUCUCUGACAUGCUGAGCAGGUUGGGCGCGCCGUUAGGCACCUUCCAUGCUAGUCUGCUGCACUGCCUGCUGCCCCAGUUAAGCAGUCCUCGCCUGGCGGUGCGCAAGCGUGCUGUAGGGGCACUUGGUCACCUGGCGGCUGCCUGCAACACUGACCUCUUCGUGGAGCUGGCUGACCACCUGCUAGACCGGCUGCCUGGCCCCCGUGCACCUGCCAGCCCCGCAGCCAUCCGCACACUAAUCCAGUGUUUGGGCAGUGUGGGCCGCCAGGCUGGCCACCGCCUUGGGGCCCACCUGGACCGCCUGGUGCCCUUAGUGGAAGAAUUCUGCAACCUGGAUGACGAUGAACUCCGGGAGUCCUGCCUCCAGGCCUUCGAGGCCUUCCUGUGGAAGUGCCCCAAGGAGAUGGGCCCUCAUGUGCCCAAUGUGACCAGCCUCUGCCUCCAGUACAUGAAGCAUGACCCCAACUAUAAUCACGACAGUGAUGAGGACGAGGAGCAGAUGGAGACCGAGGACAGCGAAUUCAGUGAGCAAGAGAGUGAAGAUGAGUACAGUGAUGAUGACGACAUGAGCUGGAAGGUUCGCCGUGCAGCGGCCAAAUGCAUGACAGCCUUGAUCAGCUCACGGCCCGACCUGCUGCCCGACUUCCACUAUACCUUGGCGCCCACGCUUAUCCGCCGCUUCAAGGAGCGGGAAGAGAAUGUCAAGGCAGACAUCUUCACAGCUUAUAUCAUGUUGCUGCGACAGACAAGGCCCCCUAAGGGAUGGCUGGAGGCUGUGGAGGAGCCCACCCAGACAGGCAGCAACCUCAACAUGCUGAGGGCACAGGUGCCCCUGGUUAUGAAGGCUCUGCAGCGACAACUUAAGGAUCGGAAUGUGCGGGUCCGACAAGGCUGCUUCAGCCUCCUCACCGAGCUGGCAGGUGUCCUCCCUGGCAGCUUGGCAGAGUACAUGCCCAUGCUGGUGUCAGGCAUUGUCUUCUCGCUGGCUGACCACUCCAGCUCCUCUACCAUUCGGAUGGAUGCCCUGGCCUUCCUGCAGGGACUGUUAGGUACAGAACCGGCUGAGGCCUUCCACCCACACCUGCCCACCCUUCUGCCACCUGUGAUGGCCUGCGUGGCAGAUCCUUUUUACAAGGUGGCAGCUGAUGCCUUGCUGGUGCUGCAGGAGCUGGUGAGGGCUCUGUGGCCGCUGAACAGGCCUCGGAUGCUGGAUCCUGAGCCCUAUGUUGGAGAAUUGUCCACAGCCACCCUGGCACGACUCCGUGCUACUGACUUGGACCAGGAGGUGAAGGAGCGGGCCAUCUCCUGUGUGGGCCACCUUGUAGGCCACCUGGGCGACCGGCUUGGGGAUGACCUGGAGCCCACACUACUGCUUCUCCUGGACCGCCUGCGAAAUGAGAUCACCCGGCUGCCUGCUGUCAAGGCGCUGACUCUGGUGGCUGUGUCCCCAUUGCAACUUGACCUGAAGCCCAUCCUGGCUGAGGCGUUGCCCAUCCUGGCAUCAUUCCUGCGCAAGAAUCAGCGGGCACUGCGGCUGGCCACACUUGCUGCCUUAGAUGCCCUGGCUCAGAGUCAGGGACUCAGCCUGCCUCCACCAGCCGUACGGGCUGUGCUGGCUGAGCUGCCGGCUCUGGUCAGUGAGAGUGAUAUGCAUGUGGCCCAACUGGCUGUAGACUUCCUUGCCACAGUGACCCAGGCCCAGCCGGCCUCUCUGAUAGAGGUCAGUGGACCAGUGCUGGCAGAGCUACUGAGAUUGCUGCGCUCACCCCUGUUGCCUACUGGAGUGCUGACUGCCACAGAAGGCUUCCUGCAAGCACUGGUGGGGACCCGCCCCCCAUGUGUGGAGUAUUCUGAGCUCAUCAACCUGCUCAUUGCACCUGUUUAUGACCAGGCUAGGGAUGCGGGACCAGGCCUGCACAAGCAGGUGUUCCACUCACUGGCUCGGUGUGUGGCAGCCCUCUCAGCUGCCUGUCCCCAGGAGGCAGCAGGCACUGCCAGCCGCCUGGUCUGUGAUGCCAGGUCGCCCCACUCAAGCACGGGGGUCAAAGUCUUGGCCUUUCUGUCACUGGCUGAGGUGGGCCAGGUGGCUGGGCCAGGCCCCCAGAGAGAGCUGAAGGCAGUGCUCCUGGAAGCCUUGGGGUCUCCCAAUGAGGAUGUGAGGGCUGCAGCUGCCUAUGCCCUGGGCCGUGUGGGUGCUGGCAACCUGCCCGACUUCCUGCCUUUCCUGCUGGCACAGAUUGAGGCAGAGCCCCGGCGGCAGUACUUGCUGCUGCAUGCACUCAGGGAGGCCCUGGGGGCCUCCCAGCCUGACAGUCUGAAGCCCUAUGCAGAGGACAUCUGGGCACUGCUCUUCCAGCGCUGUGAGAGCCCGGAAGAGGGCACACGAGGUGUGGUGGCUGAGUGCAUUGGGAAGCUGGUGCUUGUGAACCCUCCUUUCCUCCUGCCUCGAUUCCGGAAGCAGCUUGCUGCAGGUCAGCCAUACACCCGCAGCACAGUCAUCACUGCCGUCAAGUUCCUCAUUUCGGACCAGCCACACCCUAUUGACCCCCUCCUGAAGAGUUAUAUCGCAGAGUUCAUGGAGAGCCUGCAGGACCCAGACCUGAAUGUACGCCGGGCCACACUCACCUUCUUCAACUCAGCCGUGCACAACAAGCCCUCACUGGUCCGGGACCUGCUGGAUGAGAUCCUGCCCCUCCUCUACCUGGAGACCAAGAUCCGCCGGGAUCUCAUCCGAGAGGUGGAGAUGGGGCCCUUCAAGCAUACUGUGGAUGAUGGGCUGGAUGUGCGGAAGGUGGCCUUUGAGUGUAUGUACUCACUGCUUGAGAGCUGCCUGGGCCAGCUGGAUAUCUGCGAGUUUCUAAACCACAUAGAGGAUGGGCUGAAGGAUCACUAUGACAUCAGGAUGCUGACCUUCAUCAUGCUGGCCCGGCUGGCCACCCUGUGUCCUGCACCUGUGCUGCAAAGGGUGGACCGACUCAUGGAACCGCUCAGAGCCACCUGCACAGCCAAGGUCAAGGCUGGUUCAGUGAAGCAGGAGUUUGAGAAGCAGGAUGAACUGAAACGUUCAGCCAUGCGGGCAGUGGCCGCCCUGCUCACCAUCCCUGAGGUGGGAAAAAGCCCCAGCAUGGCUGAUUUCUCUGCCCAGAUCCGAUCCAACCCUGAACUCACUGCCCUCUUUGAGAGCAUCCAGAAGGAUUCGGCUUCCAGCCCCAGUGUGGAUUCCAUGGAACUCAGCUAGUCCUCCCUAGCUCAAUCACAGGCCUCCCCUCCCAUGUUGGCGAGCCUUGGCCUCUCCUGUCCUUCCCAGUCAGCCUCAGUGCCUUUGCUAGGGCCCCCAGCCCAUUAAUUCAGCAGUCUCAGAGAAUUAGGGUCAUUUUCACAAUGCCACCUUUCACUCUCCCUCCCUUGGGAGUCCUGCUCAGCACACUGUAGUGGGCUCACAGGUGAAACAGGACGUAGGCAGGGGUUGACUUCAUACUUCACUUGCUCUGGAUUCCAAAUGUUUGGCCAGGGGUGGGGCUGUUUAGAGCCCAUACAAGCUCUGGGCCCAAGAAACCUGAAUCAUACUUAGCAUGAAAUUCAGAAUGCUUUAGAAACUCUUGAGUUGUUUAUCCU
Nannospalax galili (Upper Galilee mountains blind mole rat) is the source of this 4141-nucleotide messenger RNA. RefSeq names its product cullin associated and neddylation dissociated 2 (putative) (gene Cand2). The record is from RefSeq and is a predicted model, not a curated record. Gene Ontology annotation, cellular component: nucleus. The transcript has 15 exons. Lineage: Eukaryota; Metazoa; Chordata; Mammalia; Rodentia; Spalacidae. Bases 54 to 3764 code for a protein of 1236 amino acids. Gene Ontology annotation, biological process: protein ubiquitination; SCF complex assembly.